This is a messenger RNA of Arabis nemorensis, 2121 nucleotides long. NCBI's taxonomy places the organism in Eukaryota, Viridiplantae, Streptophyta, Magnoliopsida, Brassicales, Brassicaceae. The record is from the annotation of a GenBank genome assembly.
AUGGAGAUGAAAGAAGAGGAGAACAGAGGAAUAGAAGGCAAAGUCGUAGCCGUGACGGGCGGGUUGGGUUUAGUCGGUUCCGCCGUGUGUCUUGAGCUGCUCCGCCGUGGCGCUCUCCAAGUCCGCUCCUUCGACUGCCGCACCACCUCUCCUUGGUCAGACCGUCUCAAAGAAUCCGGCGUUCACUGCAUAAACGGAGAUGUCGUAAGCAUAGAGGACGUAGAAGAGGCUCUUGAAGGAGUGGAUUGUGUGAUUCAUCUUGCUUCGUACGGUGGUUCGGGUAAGGAAAUUGUUCGGACUCGUCGGAUCGAGGAAGUCAACGUGGAAGGGACGCGUAACGUUUUGGAAACAUGUGUGAAGAAAGGGAUCACGAGGCUAGUGUAUUUGAGCUCAAACGGCGUCGUUUUUGGUGGGAAAGAGAUUGAGAAUGGAGAUGAAACUCUUCCUUAUUUAGCUUCCAAUCAAUACGUCAGUCCAUAUGAUCGGACUAAAUCUAUUGCCGAACAGUUGGUUUUGAAGAACAACGGUCGUACUAUUGAUAAUGGACAUGGAAGUAUUUUGUCUACGUGUGUGAUUCGUUGCCCACUUGUUUAUGGACCCGGUGAAGAGAAGUAUCUUGAUAGGAUAAUCUCUGACGCAAGAUUGGGUUUAUUUCUCUUCAAAAUCGGCGAUCCAAACUCGAAAACCGAUUGGAUUUAUGUCGAUAACAUUGUACUCGCACUCAUGUUAGCGACAACCGGUUUACUCUCCGAGCACUCGCAAGCUUCAGGGAAGGCCUACUUUGUUUCUGAUGGUAAUCCGAUUAACUUCUUUGAGUUUCUCCGGCCACUAUUGAAAAAUCUAGAUUAUGACCUGCCCAAGUCAUCGCUAUCUAUUUCGCUUGCGGUUACACUAGGAAAUAUAUUCAAAGCAAUAUACAUAAUGCUAUUACCAUUGUUGAACCAAUGGUGGAUUCCACAACCAUUGAUUCUUCCACCAGAAGUAUAUAAGGUCGGGGUGACUCAUUACUACUCGAUCCGCAAAGCCAAGGAGGAACUCGAGUACGAGCCCAAGAUACAACCCGAAGAAGCCAUGACCAAAACCAUUUCAUAUUUUAAAGAAAAAAAGAGGAGAGAAGUCGAUGGACCGAGCAUUUACGCGUGGAUUUUCUGUGUUGUUGGAUUGCCUAUCAUCCUAUCAGCCGCAUGGCUACCGAACAUUGGACCCGUACCAUUCUUUAGAGCCAUUACUCUGUUUUUCUUCAGGACGAUGUUGGGAGUUCGGAUAGCGUCAGGGAUUGUAAUGACAGUGCACGUGAGUGAAGCGGUCUAUGCAUUGUGGCUUGCUCGUAGAGUGGAUCCAAAGAAUGCAAAAGCUUGGUUUUGGCGGACGCUACUUCUCGCUACUUUCUCGCUUCGGUUACUUUGGAAAAGAGCCAAGGAAGUGAAGCAAGAAACAACAAGAGAAGAUUCCAUAAGAUGUACAUCAGUUUCUGCAACCAUCUCUGCUCUAGACACUUCCAACGAUGAACAACAACAUCAGCUUUCGUCUAGAGAUGAAGAAGUUGGAAUAAAGAGAAGAGAAAUGAUAGCUUCCUCUGUUUUCUUCCUUCCAUUUGUUGUUUCACCUGCAUUUGCAGAGACAAAUGCUUCAGAUACUUUCCGUGUGUACACAGAUGAAGUGAACAAAUUCGAGAUAUCAAUUCCACAAGAUUGGCAGAUUGGGAAAGCAGAACCUAAUGGAUUCAAGUCAAUCACAGCUUUUUACCCUGAAGAAGCUUCAACUUCCAAUGUGAGCGUAGCGAUCACUGGACUAGGACCGGAUUUCACCAGGAUGGAAUCGUUUGGAAAGGUCGAAGCUUUCGCUGAAACACUGGUUAGUGGAUUGGAUAGAAGCUGGCAGAGACCAGCAGGAGUGACUGCAAAGCUAAUCGAUAGCAGAGCUUCUAAGGGAUUCUAUUACAUCGAGUACACAUUACAAAACCCGGGAGAAACUCGCAAGCAUUUGUACUCUGCGAUUGGAAUGGCCACAAACGGGUGGUACAACCGCUUAUACACGGUCACAGGACAGUUUACAGAUGAAGAAUCUGCUGAACAAAGCUCCAAGAUCCAGAAGGCAGUCAAGUCUUUCAGAUUCAUAUGA